AAAUUGUAUCCAUUCAGGUAGCAUGGCUGCAACACAGCCCAGUACGAUUGUCACAACAUUUAACAAAGGUUCAUCUUCAGUUAAAAACACCCUAACUGCUUCGGGAGUAGACGUAAAAUGGUCCAUAACUGAUUGGCUUAAUACGGAAGUUAAGUUAAGCGAUUUUGACUUGUUGGUUCUGAAGAAUUUGGUUUGUGCUGUUACAAAUGAUAUUGAUUAUGAAUCAGUUAGCACAGUGAUGGGUGAUUAUCUGUAUCAAGCGGUUCGUCCCUCCUUGAUCUUAGGUAAAAUGAAGCUACUAAAUGGUGACGACUCAGCUAGUGGUAGUACUCCUAGUAUAGGAGGGAGUAUUAAACAAAAUAAAAACAGAAAAGGUGGUCGGAAAGGUGGUGGAGCGAAUAAGGCGAAAGGAGCUAAAGGGCCUUCGAAAGCUGAUCAGAUUAGAAUACAAAAUUCAAUCGGUAGCUUAAACUCGAAAGUUGAAGGAGCUUUAUCCGCAUUUGCCGGUAAUGACGACUUCCGACGCCCGAAACUGUUUUUGGAAAAGAUCGUGGAGAUGCGGGGAAUUGGUUUUCUAUGUUGUGCAUGGUUCUUGUUGACAAAGCAGAAAAGUCAGGAAUUGACUGCCUUAACUUGCAGUAUCAUUGUGUCAUUAGAAAGAUUUAUCAAGGUAACGGAAAAACUGAAAGGGAAGUCGCAUCUUGAUUCUUUGAAAGACGACAUCGUUUCAGUUACCCUAAUAAAUGAUUUGAGAGAUAAAUUGGCGGAGCUAAAAGAGAAAUUCGAAUUCAGUGGCGAGAAACUAUACCGUACAUCUCCACAAUUGUUAAUUUUCAGUGACUUUGACGCUGUCCUCCCAGUUUCAGCAGUCAAACCUUAUCCACAUCAAUCCAAAAUAUGUAAAAUCCUAGAGGAAAACAUUGAAAAUGGAUGUUAUAUAAUGUACCGUGCUAUCACUAAUGCUGGUAAAACUACUACCAUUGCAAUGUUGGCUGCUACGGUCCAGAAGAUUAGAAAUACUCGACAUGAAAAAGACCCCCUCGCUAAGCUAACGAUCAUUUUCUGCUGUAACAUCAAGUCUGUAACAGAUACUGCUGGUCAGUGGCUGCAAAACACUACCCACAUCAGCUCAAUCCCUGAUCUCCCGUUCGCUAUAGCAUUUGAAAGGCCGGACGGGGAGUUGGUGAUUCGAAACAGUUAUUUCUGUAAAGAUAAGCCAAAUGACAGACUGGUCAUAAUCUGCUCUCCACAUAUUGCUAUGAGAGUAAUUAAAGAACGUAGCCACAUAACUCCAUUCAUCUUGUUCCACGAUGAACCAACUAUCGGAGCUGAUAAUCGGGAAAGUCGCUCCCUGGCCCAAAAUGUUGAAUUAAUGAUGUACCCACCUAGAUGGACAAUCGUGUCUUCCGCCACCCUUCCUACAGAGGUCGAACUCGACCCAUUUAUGAAGAGGUUCAAAAGAAUGAAUCCCUCGGGUCACAUCGGAAAUGUAGCUUCGACCAAAAUAAACAUUGGCUGUGACAUAUAUUCCCAUAAUGGUACCUCAUUCUUGCCCCACUUGGGUAGCGGUUCAACGGACGAACUUACCGAAUGUUUGACAAAUAUAAAGGACAACAUGUUCCUGAGCCGUUCGUACACUCCCUUGUCCGUGUCAGAGCUGUGUAACUUCGCCACGGAGUCUGAAAUACCUGGCGUACCAAAGAUUGGCGAUCACUUUUCCAAAAUAGAUAAUCUCAGUGCCGAUGCAGUGAGAUUAUUUGGGCUCAAGAUUCUGGACCAGGUAUCCAAAACUGACGACUCUACGACCAAAGAAAUAUGCUCCAAACCCAUUAAGUGCUCCGGAAGGAGUGUAGAAUUUUCUAACCUUGGCACAGCAAGUGCUUCUAAGUUUUCCCAGAUGAGUCUUAUUGCUUGUGUAAAUCCGUUAGAUUUUGCUCUGGAAGCAUUCGCUAACUUGAUUGAGGAAAUCAAUGUCUCUAAGUUGUACAAUAUUGAGAAGCUGGUAUCUCAAUAUUGGAAAGUUCAAGAGCAGUGGUCGAGCGAGAUCGAGAAGAUGAAGAAGAAGAAGCGAAAGAAAAAAACCCCAGCCUCAUCGAAAAGACGAAACUCCACUGGAGAGGUAGAAAAAGAAGAAAAAGGAGAGUAUGAGCAACAAGAGAUGGAUCUGGUUGCAAACAAACCGUUUUUGUCAAUUCCAGAAUAUUAUCAAAUUAACACCCGACUGCACGCUAAAAAAUUCUCUCCGAACGGUAAAGUUGAUGUGGAAAGGAUCCCCAAUCGUGAUUUUAGUUUUCUGAUUGAGAAAACUGUGAAUGCUCCUCAAGAUGUUUUGCUUCUAUUAUGUUGUGGCGUGGGAAUAUAUGCUCCUGGAGAUGAUAGAGUCAACAGUGGCGGUUACCUCGAGCAAGUGAUAUCACUAGCAAAAACAGGAAGAUUGGCGUAUCUGGUAGCGGACCAUAAUAUAGCAUACGGAGUUAACUUCCCCUUCUCCCGGACGAUAGUGUGUGAUGAUUUCACUGCAGAACAUAGCAUGAACACCGUCUUUCAACUCAUGUCUCGAGCAGGUCGUGUUGGUCAGAGCUGGUUUGCUGAAUCCUUCGUAUCAGACGAAGUGGUGAGUACAAUGAGAGACUAUUCUCACUCCGACAAGUCACCCGAUGGUCAGGUAGAGAUUAAGAACAUGGUAAGUGUAGCACGGGAAAUAACUCUGCGGGAACGCGAAAAGCAACGAGCCCGCUAGGAUAUAGCCAUAGGGGGUGGGGGGGGGGGGGGGGUUUCUGGACUCUUGUGAUCGGCGAAAUCUUGUUUUAGGGACAAUUUGUAUCAUAGUGAAUUUCAAUUGUAAAUUUUGCAUCUAUGUCACAUUGAUACUCUCAUUUCUCGAGCGAUAAUGUAUCUAGAAAAGGUUGAGCUCUGUUCGAUCAAGCUUAGCUUAAAUGUGCCUAAAAUUAAAUAUGCGCAGAAAUUGGCAAGGAAAUAACUAGUCUUAAUCAUGAGCCAGGAUCUUGUUUAAAUCAUGAUCCAUAAUUCAUUGUUUGAUUCAUCUUCAUUUGUAAACUGUUGUUGAUUUAGAUCGAGUUUAUUUUCUUUAUUUUGUAUGUCUUGUAUAAAGUUAAUUUUUAGUGUUUAAUGUGACUUUGUUGUAAAAGGGUAUCGUAAAAUAGAAUUCUUUUGCAUAUAAUAUAGUCAGUACAGACUAACUUCAAAGUUUAGGUAGCAUUUCCUGCCGCUUGUAUCUUUUAGAUGAUCGACUAUAUCGACUAUACUGUGACCUGUGUCCAUACUGUAUAUCGUAUCUCAAAUUCAUUUAAAUUAUGUGUGGAUUUAUAAUUAUAU
This is a messenger RNA of Bolinopsis microptera, 3336 nucleotides long. RefSeq lists its product as uncharacterized. NCBI's taxonomy places the organism in Eukaryota, Metazoa, Ctenophora, Tentaculata, Lobata, Bolinopsidae. Bases 23 to 2740 code for a protein of 905 amino acids. The record is from RefSeq and is a predicted model, not a curated record. The transcript has 4 exons.